Acomys russatus (golden spiny mouse) is the source of this 1039-nucleotide messenger RNA. RefSeq names its product proteasome assembly chaperone 1 (gene Psmg1). The transcript is spliced from 7 exons. NCBI's taxonomy places the organism in Eukaryota, Metazoa, Chordata, Mammalia, Rodentia, Muridae. Bases 42 to 914 code for a protein of 290 amino acids. The record is from RefSeq and is a predicted model, not a curated record. Gene Ontology annotation, biological process: proteasome core complex assembly. Gene Ontology annotation, molecular function: proteasome binding. Gene Ontology annotation, cellular component: endoplasmic reticulum.
GCAGGCGCGCAGGCGCAGUCGUUCCGCGGUGCCGUGGCGCCAUGGCGGCCACGUUCUUCGGCGAGGUGGUGAAGGCGUCCUGCCGAGCUGGGACUGAGGAGGAGGAAGAGGAGGAGGAGGAGCAGAGCAGGCGGGACACGCCGGAGGACCGGGAGGUCCGGCGGCAGCUGGCGCGGAAGAGGGAGGUGCGGCUUCUCCACAGACAGACAAAAACCUCCCUGGAGGCUGCACUGCUAGCAAAGCACCCUUGCUCCAAGUUCAUAAUUGCAGUAGGAAGUAACGCGACAGCGUUUUUGUCAUCAUUUGUUAUGAAUUCUGGAGUCUGGGAAGAAGUCGGUUGUGCUAAGCUCUGGAAUGAAUGGUGCCGAACUACAGACACUGUCCAUCCGUCUCCUGCAGAUGCUUUCUGUGUGUUUUAUCAACUGAAAUCAGAUCCCUCGGUGGUUCUUUGUCAGUGCAGCUGCUACAUUGCUGAGGAUCAGCAGUUCCAGUGGCUGGAAAAGGUUUUUGGCUCCCGACCCAGGAAGACCAUGCGGGUGACAGUUCUCACAUGCCGGCACAUCACAGAGUAUAAAACCUCCGAGGCCACCUGCAGCCUACCAUCUCCUUUCCUGAGAGCCCUGAAAACGCAGAGAUUCAAAGAUCCCACCUGCUGCCCACUGCUGGAACAGCCAAACAUUGUGCAUGACCUGCCUGCAGCAGUUCUGAGCUACUGUCAAGUGUGGAAAGUGCCCGCGGUUCUCUACCUGUGCUACACUGAUGUGCUGAAGCUGGACCUCGUCAGCGUGGAAGCGUUUAAGCCUGUGCUCUGCUCCAGCAGCUUGAGAUGCUUGGUGAAGAACAUUCCUGAAAGCACAGAAAUACUGAAGAAAUUGAUGAGCACAAGUGAGAUUCAAAGCAACAUUUACACAUGACCCCAAGGUCACUGGUGAGCCAGGGCCACGGCCUCCUGGCCCAGGCCAGUCACUACUGUUUUGUACUUUAUUCUGGGUUGUGGAUGUUUUGAGGGUGGUAAAUACAAUAAAAACUUAAAAAUUAA